Oxyura jamaicensis (ruddy duck) is the source of this 3217-nucleotide messenger RNA. RefSeq lists its product as uncharacterized. Lineage: Eukaryota; Metazoa; Chordata; Aves; Anseriformes; Anatidae. The coding region runs from base 151 to 969 and encodes 272 amino acids. The transcript has 5 exons. The record is from RefSeq and is a predicted model, not a curated record.
GGGGGAGUUUGGUAUUUAUUUAUUAUUAUUAUUAAGGUUUUGGGAAGGGGGGGUCCUCGCCCGCCCCCCCUCCUGCCUCCUGCCCCCCAGCCCAGCCGCUCGGCACAUGUGGGUGCGUGCGUGUGCCCGACCCCUCGGCGGCUCUGUACCAUGCUGAAGGUCCUCACCAAAAAGCUCAGGAGCCAGAGUCUGAACGAAAUCCAGCCCUUCCAGCUAAAGAUCUCCUACCCCCCAAGUGAUGAGGACAGCGACGACUCUGAGGGAGAGAACCAGGAACUUGUUCAGAUCGACAGAGAGAGAAGAAGGAACUGUACGUUGACCCCUCUGGCCACCAACCAGCUCCAGAAUCAGGAGAACCCAUGCUGCAAGGUGCGGGCGCUUUUCCAUGCCAGCCUGGAUCGCCACAGCUCAGAAGAGGAGCUGGAGCGCAUCAACCGAGAGUUCGCUGCUGAGAAGAGGAAGUGGUCCCAGGUCAGCAGGCUUGCCUGCUGCAGUGACAGCAACAACACCUCCUCCAGUGACGAAGAAGUGAAGAACUUGUGCGCCAUGUCCUUCCGGCCAGUGGCAGAGCAGGCUGAUGGCCUGCAUGCCAGCCCGAGCCCCGUGCUGUUCAGUGCCUCCCCUCCCAAGAGACUCCAGCCUCUGGUGCGCAACCCAGCCUCCAGACCUUUAAUCUUCACAAGCGUUGGGGCAGGCCUUGAGCAAGUCAUGCCGUGUAAGAGACAUCGGCAAGGAUAUGGGGAUAAGGUCCGCAGGCCCAGCCUUGACCUGGAAAAAAUGCAGCAGAAGAUGCUGCUCAAGAAGAAUUGUGGAACGAAGACUAGAGUAAUUAAAAUUCGUAGCAUCAACGGAGGCCGCCCGCCACCCCACUUUGUGUAUGAUCCAUCCACCUUUGCCUUUCGUUCCCUCAGCACCUUGAAGCCUCUGAGCCCAAUAGCUCCAGUGGAAGAACCGUCAUGUGCCUACUGAAGGAAUUUCUCCAAAAACCUCAGGAACUAUCAACCAACCGCCUGCCGGGCAGUGAGAAGGGACGUGGUGAUGCCCGGGGGGUUGGGUGGGGGGAGAAGGGGGCAAUGACACAUCUUUGCAAUACAGUCUGGCAGCAGGAAGCAUACGGCUUUGCAGCAGUGACUGGUUUUGUGCCAUUGCCACUUCUGAAUAUUGGCAAUUGGAGAGAUUUUGUCUUUCAAGGGCAAAAUGAGACAGUCAGGUUCACAAACUGCAAGGGCAGCCACCAAGGCAAGCACAUGGAUGUGGCAGUUAAAGAUAUUCCUGGAGGGUUCAGGGGCUAGUGCGGUCCACAUGGCGGCUGUGAUAAGUGAUUGGGUUGUGACACCAAGUCCAGUCAAUUUUCCAAGUGUACUUGGGUCUACAAUGCUUUGGUGUAGACCUGACCCUUCUCCCAGUCAGAAGGGAGCUCAGGAUUGGAGACAGAGGCUAUACAGGUCUGCCUGCAAAGCAAGAAGAUCUCUCUUUGAGAUCAUGAUCCCAUUCACCUCAAGCUCUCCAGGAGAGGGAUGUGGGACAGGGUAACUGGAAAAUGUAGUUACAUGUUUCAGUUGCUCUGCUGGUGACUCAGUAAUAUCUAAAAUAGGAUUUAAAUGGGAGAAAAUUGUAGAAUGGGGGCUAGAAUAAGAUUACAGAAUGGAGGGUCUGUGUUCAGCCAUCCACGGGAAAAGAAUGCCCACCUUCAGUCUUCUCUUGGUAUCACGAGGGAGAAGUGGUGGGGUGAUCUGUGUGCUCUUGGGUCUCCUCUCUGUUGAGACUGUCUGUUUUGUGUUAUGUAGCAUCUAUCCAUGCCAUUGUCCCAAUACUCCGCUGCACCUGUGGUGAUGCUGAAGGCAACUGGCAUCACCAAACUCAACCAAAUCAAAUGUGUCCAAUAAGUUUUCCACUCCCCUGAUAGGCUGGCUAUUAAAUUCAGAUAGACCCCCCCUUCUGUACCAGUGGAGCGAGUAUUCCCAGAUGUAGCAUGGCGUGGGAGGAAGGGAUCUUUGUUUUGUGGUCACCUGUUGGUGGAAGAAUCAGGAGAGGAUUUUGAAUGAGGCUGAGGGACAGUUCUCCAUGGAUAGUUAGGACAGUGCUUGGCCUUUUUACCACUGGAGUUUGUCUGGGGUCUGCCCAUGUGGGUGCUUUGUGCUGUGAGGCAGCAGCUACUGGGAGAAGCUCUUACCGGUCAUGGUGAGGCAGAGGAACAAAACAUUUCCUCUUGCUGCAUCACAUAAGUCUCCAUUGCCAGCACCUGGUGAAGAGAUUAGGCAUUCCCCACCUUGAGUCUGUAUCUGGCUGGGUGCAAGUAAUUUACUUGUCUGGAUCAAGAGGAGCAACUCUGAGUAAUGUAAGAUCCAUUUUAGUUUUAAAUCUGUUCCACUGUGAAGGUUUUUGAUGCCACUCUUUGGAUGAGACUAAUGGUCAAUUUAGCUCCAGUAGGAGGACGCAGAGUGAACCAGCAUGCAUGGUACGUUCUGAGCCCUUCACUGAGACAACUGGGGGAAAAGCCUGAAGGCCACCAAGGCCUGGGGACCUGAAUCCCCCACCACUGCCCUCCUCCCUCCCUAGGCAGAGUGUCUGGGCAAGGCGGUGAGGGGAUGGCUGUCCUGAGGCUGCCGCAGCUCUGCCUGCCCCUUGGCCCCAGGGCAUCACAGCUAGGCCACUGCUAGGGCUUCUUGGGUUUGCUGGUGAGGUGCCUCGGGCAGAGUGCUGUGGUUCCCUGCAAAAGUCCCUUCUUCCAACACAGGCCCAUUCCUCUACUCAUUCCUCCCGUUCCUGUAGAGACUCUGCUUAUCUUGUUUUGAUGGCACACCUCAGCUUUUUAUCUGCUGCCAGAUGGAGCUAGCCAGGGCAGGAUGGAAAGCAUCACCACCUCAAACCAAACCCCUGUGCUCAUGAGAAGGGACAGCUGCAGCCUGCUACCCAUUUGAAGAGGCACAUUCCUUGUGCAGACAGUCGGGGCAGCAGCCCCCACGGCCCCGUGCUCUCUGGCUUCCCUCAGUGCUGCUGAAGUGGGAGCUGCUGAAGUGCUCGGCCCGGGAGCUGUGUUCUGCUGGUCCCUGGAUGCUGCAGGCUGCCUUCCCUGGGGGGCCUGAGGGUGGGAACGGGAUGUCCUGCCGAUAUUGUUGCCUUUUAGUACUUUUGUAACUUUUCUCUGUCUCUUCUUUUUCAAUCAGAAGGAAAAAUAAAAAUAAUGAAAUAAAGCGUAACAGCUGCUAUAUUCACA